UUGAUCUGAACCUGGUGAAUGGAGAGGAGAGCUGCAUAUACUUCGCUGGGAAUUCUCUUGGGCUCCAGCCAAGAAAAGUUAAAACUUACUUGGAUGAAGAACUGGAUAAAUGGGCUCGAACAGGUGUUCAUGGCCAUUUCAAUGGCCAGCGCCCAUGGGCUUUGGCAGACGAGUGUAUCCUGGACCUGAUGGCUCAGCUGGUUGGGGCCCAAAGACAGGAAGUAGCCUUAAUGAAUGGACUGACUGUCAACUUGCACCUCCAGAUGCUAUCUUUCUUUAAGCCUACUCCAAGACGCUAUAAAAUUCUUCUAGAAGCAAGAGCCUUUCCCUCUGACCAUUAUGCUGUUGAGUCCCAGCUUCGACUGCACGGGCUUGACGUGGAGAAAUGCAUGAUCAUGCUGCAGCCACGGCAGGGGGAGGAGACCUUGAGGACUGAAGAUAUCCUUGCUGUAAUUGAGAAGGAAGGGGACUCUAUUGCUGUCAUUCUGUUCAGUGGGGUGCAGUACUACACAGGACAGUUGUUUGACAUCCCUAGAAUAACAAAGGCUGGCCAAAAAAAGGUCUCUCAGAUAAAUCAAAAUUACUAUGUAUUGUGCAAGAAACUCAUCAGCAGGCGGGAGGAUGGAUGCUUUGUUGGCUUUGACCUGGCUCACGCUGUUGGGAAUGUAGAGCUUCAUUUACAUGACUGGGGAGUAGAUUUUGCCUGCUGGUGUUCCUACAAGUAUUUAAAUUCUGGAGCAGGAGGCCUUGCUGGUGCCUACAUUCAUGAAAAGCAUUCCAAGAGUAUUAAACCAACACUAAUCGGCUGGUGGGGUCAUGACUUCAAAACACGAUUCCUCAUGGAAAACAAAUUACAACUAAGUGAAGGAAUUAAUGGAUUUCGGUUAUCAAAUCCUCCAAUUUUACUGGUCUGUGCUCUGCAUGCCAGUUUAGAGGUCUUUAGUCAAACUACAAUGAAAGCACUGAGAAGGAAAUCCAUUCUACUCACUGGUUACUUGGAAUACCUGUUAAAACUUUACUACAGUGAGGAUAAAACAAAUCCUGAGAAGCCCUUUGUGAAAAUAAUCACACCAUCUCGGAUUGAGGAAAGAGGAUGCCAACUCACCCUAUCAUUUUCCCUUCCAAUCAAAUCUGUGUUCAAAGAACUGGAGAAGAGAGGAGUAGCUUGUGACAUGCGAGAACCAAAUGCUCUUCGCGUUGCUCCAGUUCCUCUCUACAAUUCCUUCCGUGAUGUGCACAGAUUUAUUGAAAUCCUGAGAUCUGCAAUUACAUCUUCAAAACAAACAGCAAAUAAUACUGCACUAUCUGGUUCUUAUUGAUGGCUCAGCUGUAUCUUUUAAUCUAUUUCUGACUAAGAUGCAUUUAUCCUGCCGAGCGAUUCUUUGCUUCGAGUAGACCGAGCUAUAUCCCAUGCAAUUUGCAAAAAAAUGACUGUGCUUGAAUAGUUAUUUACAACAGACAUAGUUUUAUUAAAGCUCAUAUUUCC
This is a messenger RNA of Acanthisitta chloris (rifleman), 1486 nucleotides long. RefSeq names its product kynureninase (gene KYNU). Gene Ontology annotation, molecular function: pyridoxal phosphate binding; kynureninase activity. NCBI's taxonomy places the organism in Eukaryota, Metazoa, Chordata, Aves, Passeriformes, Acanthisittidae. Gene Ontology annotation, biological process: NAD+ biosynthetic process. Gene Ontology annotation, cellular component: cytoplasm. The record is from RefSeq and is a predicted model, not a curated record.